GUUGUCUUACAUGUUGUGGCCUUUAACGUUUAACACUUCCACAAACAGUUCCCAUCUUAUUCCACAUUCACUCAAAUGGAAAACAAAGUGUGCUUGAUCUGGUUCUUAUAUUUCUUCACUUAUAUGACCAAUUUUCCUGCAGUGGACAUGUUUGAUCUGAAGGUUGAUGCUGUACUCAAACGACAAAAUGGGAAACAUAAGCUGUUUGUUUUCGGAGACUCGUACGUAGAUACAGGGAAUUGGCCAAAAUCAAUGUCUACUUCUUGGAAAGAACCUUAUGGCCUCACUUACCCUGCUUCUCCUUCCGGCAGAUUUUCCGACGGCCUCAUUCUCACUGAUUUUAUUGCUUCAUUCCUUGGCAUAAGAUCACCUUUACCUUAUACUAAGAAGGGAUCUGAUGGGAAAUCAUCAGUAAAAGAUGGAGUGAAUUUUGCAUAUGGAGGCACAGGUGUAUUCAACACAUUUGUUAACCAACCAAAUAUGACCACACAAAUAAAUCAUUUUCAGCAGCUAAUUCAAGAAGAAGAGGUGUAUACAAAAGAGGAAAUGAGUUCCUCCAUUGCUCUUGUGUCUGUGGCAGGCAAUGAUUAUGCUACUUUCUUGACCAAAAAUGGCAACAAUAUGGAAGACUUGGGCGAUAUAACUAAAUCAAUAAUAAGUCAGCUAGAAUUAAACCUUAGACGCAUACAUGGAUUAGGAGUUUCUAAAAUUGGCAUCACAGCAAUGGAACCCAUAGGAUGUUUGCCGAGAAUGACUGUUGCUUCUUCUUAUAAGAAUUGCAGUGAUUCUGCAAAUUCUCUCUCAAGAUUUCAUAAUGAAAUUCUGCAUCAAACUAUACAGAAGCUCAAUAAUCAAACUGGUAGACCAAUUUUCGUCAUUCUUGAUCUCUACACUGCAUUCAUGUCUGCCUUAAACCAUCCAGGAAAUUCAAACUUUGAGAAUCCACUGAAACCAUGUUGCAUGGGGACGAGCAGUGAAUAUUCAUGUGGAGACAAGAAGGGAAUGAGGAAAAAUUACGUCUUAUGUCGAAAUCCAGAGGUUUCAUUCUUUUGGGAUGUCAUUCAUCCUUCUCAGCAAGGCUGGUUUGCUGUUUUUUCUGCUCUAAAGACUUCUCUACUUUCCCUGCUGUAAAUCAUAGGCUAGUCUGACAGCGGCAGAGCCAAAAAUUAAAAUUUAUGGGUUCUGAACUUGUCAUAGAACUCAUAGCUCAUUUUAGUUACUAUUGAGUUUGCAAUUAAAUAUUUAUACAUAUUUAACGACUCUUCUUUGUUGCUACUGAA
Molecule: messenger RNA, 1280 nt
Organism: Nicotiana attenuata
Lineage: Eukaryota; Viridiplantae; Streptophyta; Magnoliopsida; Solanales; Solanaceae
Product: GDSL esterase/lipase At5g03610-like
Exons: 5
Coding region: 76-1131 (351 amino acids)
Molecular function (GO): hydrolase activity, acting on ester bonds
Source: RefSeq, a predicted model, not a curated record